CCACUGAAAGGUGGGCUUAAUACUCCACUGCACGAGAGUGACUUCUCUGGUGUGACCCCACAGCGUCACGUUGUACAGACUCCAAAUACGGUUCUGUCUACUCCUUUCAGGACUCCUUCUAAUGGAGCUGAAGGGCUGACUCCCUGGAGUGGAACAACCCCCAAACCAGUCACUAAUGCCACCCCAGACAGAACACCACUGAGAGACAAAUUAAACAUUAAUCCAGAGGAUGGAAUGGCAGACUAUAGUGACCCCUCUUUGGUGAAGCAGAUGGAAGGAGAAUCUCGUGAACAUCUCCGUCUAGGGUUGUUGGGCCUCCCUGCACCUAAGAAUGAUUUUGAAAUUGUUCUACCAGAAAAUGCUGAGAAGGAGCUGGAAGAACAUGAAAUAGAUGACACCUACAUCAAAGAUGCUGCUGAUGUGGAUGCUCAAGGGCAGGCAAUACGAGAUGCUGAGCAUGUAAAGGAAAUGAAACGAAUGCACAAAGCUGUUCAGAAGGAUCUACCAAGACCGUCUGAAGUAAAUGAAACUAUUUUAAGACCUUUAAGUGUAGAACCACCUCUAACAGAUUUACAGAAAACCGAAGAACUGAUCAAAAAAGAAAUGAUUACGAUGCUUCAUUAUGAUCUUCUACAUCACCCCUAGGAGCCAUCUGGAAAUAAAAAGGGAAAAAAUGUUAUAUUUGCUACCAACUAUGCAGAGCACAUUACCUAUCUGGAGCAUAGCCCUUAUGGGAAGUUCUCCAAAGAAGAACUGAAAAAGGCCCAGGAUGUUCUGGUACAAGAGAUGGAAGUGGUAAAACAAGGAAUGAGUCAUGGAGAACUCUCCAGUGAAGCUUACAACCAGGUGUGGAAAGAAUGCUACAGUCAAGUCCUAUAUCUUCCUAAUCAGAGCCGCUACACAAGGGCUAAUCUUGCUAGCAAAAAGGACAGAAUUGAAUCACUUGAAAAGAGACUUGAGAUAAACAGGGGUCACAUGACAACAGAAGCCAAGAGAGCUGCAAAGAUGGAAAAGAAGUUGAAAAUUUUGCUUGGAGGUUACCAG
Messenger RNA from Psammomys obesus (fat sand rat), 1044 nucleotides. Its product is annotated as cell division cycle 5-like protein. Gene Ontology annotation, biological process: regulation of transcription by RNA polymerase II; mRNA splicing, via spliceosome. The annotation marks the transcript as partial. Gene Ontology annotation, molecular function: DNA-binding transcription factor activity, RNA polymerase II-specific; RNA polymerase II transcription regulatory region sequence-specific DNA binding. The transcript has a single exon. The record is from RefSeq and is a predicted model, not a curated record. Lineage: Eukaryota; Metazoa; Chordata; Mammalia; Rodentia; Muridae. Gene Ontology annotation, cellular component: Prp19 complex; spliceosomal complex.